Messenger RNA from Metarhizium album ARSEF 1941, 1410 nucleotides. RefSeq names its product glutathione-disulfide reductase. The coding region runs from base 1 to 1410 and encodes 469 amino acids. Gene Ontology annotation, biological process: cellular response to oxidative stress; glutathione metabolic process; cell redox homeostasis. The transcript has 2 exons. Gene Ontology annotation, molecular function: glutathione-disulfide reductase (NADPH) activity; NADP binding; flavin adenine dinucleotide binding. Gene Ontology annotation, cellular component: cytosol; mitochondrion. The record is from RefSeq and is a predicted model, not a curated record. Lineage: Eukaryota; Fungi; Ascomycota; Sordariomycetes; Hypocreales; Clavicipitaceae.
AUGGCUCCCAUAACGAAAGAAGCCGAUUAUCUUGUUCUUGGUGGUGGUAGUGGUGGUCUUGGCUCGGCCCGUAUGGCCAGCUCCAAAUUCGGCGCAAAGGCAAUCGUUGUUGAAGCCGCUCGGCUCGGCGGUACGUGCGUGAACGUUGGAUGUGUUCCGAAAAAGGUUACGUACAAUGCCGCUGCCAUCGCCGAGACUCUUCGCGAGGCCAAGGCGUAUGGCUUUUCCGUCAAAGAAACAGCCCCUUUCGACUGGACCACGUUCAAAAAUAAGCGCGACGCUUAUGUUAAACGUCUGAACGGCAUCUAUGAGCGCAACCUUGAGAACGACAAGGUCGAGUACCUCCACGGCUGGGGUCGGCUGCUGUCCCGGAACCAAGUCGAGGUUAAACUGGAUGAUGGCAGCAAAGUCCUGGUCAAGGCCAAGAAGAUUCUCAUUGCCGUCGGUGGCCGCCCGAGCUCGCCUCCGCAGAUUCCCGGUGCUGAGCUGGGUGUUAACAGCGAUGGAUUCUUCGACAUUGAUAGACAGCCCAAAAAGGUUGCCAUUGUCGGCGCCGGCUACAUUGCUGUUGAGUUUGCGGGCAUGUUCAAUGCUCUCGGCACGGAAACCCACCUCUUCAUUCGUGGAAAAACCUUUUUGCGCCACUUCGAUCCCAUGAUCCAAGACACGGUCACCAAUGAGUACGAGAGGCUCGGAGUUCGCCUGCACAAGGAGUCACAGGCCACCAAGAUUGAGAAAGACGCCAACGGCAAGCUUACUGUCACCUACAAGGAUGCCGAGGGCAAGGAGAGCUCUCUCUCGGAUGUGGACAAACUCAUCUGGGCUGUUGGGCGAACUCCCAUGACCAAGGAUAUCGGUCUAGAAGAAGUCGGCGUCAAAUUGACCGACAAUGGCCACGUCCAGGUCGACGAGUACCAAAACAGCAGCGUUGACAACAUCUACGCCCUCGGCGACGUCAGCGGAGAGGUAGAGCUCACGCCCGUUGCCAUUGCCGCUGGGCGUAAACUGGCUCAGCGCCUGUUUGGACCACCGGAGUUUUCCACCCGAAAGCUCGACUACAGCAACAUUCCGUCGGUCGUGUUCGCACACCCCGAGGUCGGCAGCAUCGGCCUCUCGGAACCGCAGGCCAUUGAGAAAUACGGCAAGGACAACAUCAAGGUCUACAAGACGAGCUUCACGGCCAUGUAUUACGCCAUGAUGGAGCCUGAGCACAAGGGACCGACCAACUACAAAUUAAUCGUUACCGGCCCCGAAGAGCGAGUAGUUGGCCUGCACAUCAUGGGCCAGGGCAGUGCUGAGAUGCUGCAGGGAUUCGGCGUUGCUGUCAAGAUGGGCGCCACCAAGGAAGAUUUCGACAGCUGUGUAGCCAUCCAUCCGACCAGUGCCGAGGAGUUGGUGACUCUGAAGUAG